Molecule: messenger RNA, 478 nt
Organism: Jaculus jaculus (lesser Egyptian jerboa)
Lineage: Eukaryota; Metazoa; Chordata; Mammalia; Rodentia; Dipodidae
Gene: Lypd2
Product: LY6/PLAUR domain containing 2
Exons: 4
Coding region: 1-366 (121 amino acids)
Molecular function (GO): acetylcholine receptor inhibitor activity
Source: RefSeq, a predicted model, not a curated record
AUGGCUAAUGUGGCUGAGGGUCUGUGGCUUGGGUCCAGUGAAGUGGCCUUGAAGUGCUUCACCUGUCAUGAACCUGAGAGCGUGUCCAACUGUGUCACCAUUGCUACAUGUCAUGAGAAUGAAACCAUGUGCAAGACCACGUUAUACUCUCUGGAAGUGGUAUUCCCUUUCCUGGGGGACUCCACCGUGACCAAGUCCUGUGCCAGCAAAUGCGAGCCCUCGGACGUGGAUGGCAUCGGCCAAACGCGGCCAGUGUCCUGCUGCAACUCUGAGCUGUGCAAUGUGGACGGAAUGGCCUCCCUGCACCGUCCCUCCGGCCUAGCCCUCGCCCUGACGCUUACCUCACUCAUGGGUCUCCUGCUCUAGAGCCCUGGCCGACCCUGCCCAGCCCAGCCCCAUAUGCCCUGAACAAACCUCCACCUUCACCCGCCUCCUGACUUUGCUUUGUGAGUGCUUAACUGCUCUGCAGGCAGGGAGA